Messenger RNA from Populus trichocarpa (black cottonwood), 1981 nucleotides. Its product is annotated as putative wall-associated receptor kinase-like 11. Gene Ontology annotation, cellular component: plasma membrane. Gene Ontology annotation, biological process: protein phosphorylation; cell surface receptor signaling pathway. The record is from RefSeq and is a predicted model, not a curated record. The coding region runs from base 378 to 1790 and encodes 470 amino acids. Gene Ontology annotation, molecular function: calcium ion binding; protein serine/threonine kinase activity; ATP binding. NCBI's taxonomy places the organism in Eukaryota, Viridiplantae, Streptophyta, Magnoliopsida, Malpighiales, Salicaceae. The transcript has 4 exons.
UACCUGUGAAUUUGGAAGGAACUCCUUUCCUCUUUUCCUAUAGCAAUUAUUUCAUUGCAGUGGGCUGCAAUACUCGUGCCAGUCUGUGGACAAAAAAGGGCACGGACGAACAUGUUGGAUGCGACUCAAUUUGCUCCAACGGUAGUUCCAUUAGUAAUAUUCGGCUUAAUGGUUCAUGCUCUGGUGAGGACUGUUGUCAAGAUAUUUACUGGCCUUCCUUACUUCAGGUUUUCAAUUCAACUGUCGUGUCAAAAGAGGGUAAACAAGGUAGUGACGGGCGUAAACUGGCCUUCCUAGCAGACACGAAUUGGUUUUACUCCAAAAUAUGGAGUCCCCAAGAAAUCAACAAAUUGCUAAAUAACAAUAGUACUGUUCCUAUGUCGCUGGCUUGGAUACUAAAUAACAAUAGUUGGACAUACAACCGAGAUACCAUGGAUUGCUCCGCAACGCAAAUAAAUAGUACGACAACUAUGACAGCCGGUUGUUCUUGCUCAGAAGGUUACGAGGGCAACCCUUUCCUUCAAUGCAGAGAUGUUGAUGAAUGCAAGACCCCAGAGAAAAAUACGUGCCAGGGGAUGCUCAAAUGCGUGAAUACAAGAGGAGAUUACAGAUGCACGAUAAAUAAAAUUUAUAUAAUUAUCAUAGUUGUAGGAUCAGUCAUCUUUAUAUUGGUACUGCUGUUUGGCCUUUGGAGGCUAUAUAAACUUGUAAAGAAGAGGCAGAACAAGAAACUCAAAAAGAAAUUCUUCAAACGUAACGGUGGGCUAUUGUUACAGCAACAAUUAUCCACUAGUGAUGGUAGCGUUCAGAAAACAAAAAUAUACAGUUCCAAGGAGUUGGAAGUAGCCACCGAUGGUUUUAAUGUGAACAGAAUACUUGGAGAAGGUGGUCAAGGCACUGUUUAUAAGGGAAUGUUAACAGAUGGAAGAAUUAUUGCUGUUAAAAAGUCCAAAGUCGUUGAUGAAGAAAAUCUCGAAGAAUUUAUUAACGAGGUCGUCAUUCUCUCACAAAUUAACCACAGAAAUGUGGUUAAGUUGCUAGGUUGUUGCUUGGAGACUGAAGUUCCUAUACUAGUAUACGAAUUCAUUUCCAAUGGAAAUCUUUACAAGUAUAUCCAUGUUCAGAACGAUGACUUCUUGUUAUCUUGGGAAAUGCGAUUACGGAUUGCCAUUGAGGUUGCGGGAGCCCUUUCUUAUCUACACUCGGCAGCAUCGAUUCCGAUUUAUCACCGUGAUAUCAAGUCUACAAACAUACUCCUAGAUGAGAAAUAUAGAGCCACAAUAUCAGAUUUUGGAUCUUCAAGAUCCAUUGCUAUCGAUCAAACUCACUUGACCACUCAUGUGCAGGGUACUUUUGGCUACUUGGAUCCAGAGUACUUCCAGUCUAGUCAAUUUACAGAAAAAAGCGAUGUUUAUAGCUUUGGAGUGGUUCUGGUUGAGCUUUUAAGCGGACAAAAACCGAUAUUUUCCGCUAGCCCAACAGAAAGUAGAAGUUUAGCCACGCAUUUUAUCAUGUUGAUGGAAGAUAACAAGUUGUUUGAUAUUCUUGAUGCUAGAGUCAAAGAGCAUUGCCAUAAUGAAGAAGUUGUUGCUGUCGGCAAUCUUGCAAGAAAAUGCUUGAAUUUGAAUGGGAAAAAUCGGCCAACAAUGAAAGAAGUAACCACAGAGUUGGAGAGGAUAAUUAAAAAGGGAUCAAAUGUUCAACAAGACACUCAAGAGAAUGAAAAUAUCAUGGUUGAUCUCAGUAUGCAAUACAUGGGAUGCAUUUCCGACAUCAAUAAUGACCUGUGAUUUUAAUAAUUCUUCAUCAUCAGUCGUUGAUCUUUUGAUUAUCAAAUAAUUAAUAUGUUUUUCUUUAUUAAUUACCAAAUAGAAUGUUGGCUUGUGUGUUAUGAUUUUCUUUUGUUUAGAAGUUGUUGAAUCAACUUAGAAUCAUGUAUUAUAUCGUUGUGUUAUAUUAAUAAGAAGAUAGGGAUCCUCCA